AUGGAUGACGGAACCACACAAUCACUUCCUUCUUCAGACAACCAAAACAAAAACAACAAGAAUACCCAUGCUGCUGCCAAGCGAACAAGAAUUCCGUGUCCUCUGGAUCCCACCCACACUAUUUACAAAGACAUGUUGGCACGCCAUUUGAAGAUUUGUCCCAAAGCCAAACUCCAACGAGAAAUACAAUCACAGCCCUUUUAUCGACAGGACGUCAAUACUGGUGGACAUGGCGGCGACCAAAGUCAUACCACCCAUAGUAGUGAACAGAGAGAGAAAAAAUAUCAUCGUCCGAACCUGGAAACAAGAGCCAAGGCUUUGGCGCUGCGCAUUCUGGUGGUCCAUCAACAUGUCUUUGGUGGCCCGCACCCAGGCAAUCCUCAACAACUCACACUUGAAGAUAUUGAACAAGCUUGCACCCAGUUGCCCCUCAAGGAUUGUUCUGACAAACAACUCCAAUUGGGACUGGCUCAAGCCAUUGACAGUUACCAUAUCCGAUCUGGCGGCCCCAAACAUUUGCAACAACAGGCUAGCUUGCUGGGACAUCUUCAAAACUUGUCGUCGUCCAAGACCAACAACAACAAUAACAAUUCACAACCCAUUCUCAUGCUGGAACUAGGGGCUGGACGAGGCAUGUUGGGAUUAGUGGCGGCAGGAUCAUUUGCAGCAGCCAACCGCCAUGUGGACUUGAUCAUGAUGGAGCGAGCUGGAACACGGAGUAAAGCAGACACCAUACUUCGAAAUCACAAAUCCAAACUCCCCAAUCAAUGCAUCAAUGUCGAACAAAUACAAUCUUGGCAACGCCUUCAAUGCGAUUUGGCACAUGUGCACAUGCCCACCGUGUUGGAAUUGCACAAGAGCCAGCAGCAGGAGAAAAACACGGCAGUGGUCGCAGACAAGGAAACACCAACACAAGCGAACGUCGACAGCAAGGCUGCCACAAACGACGACGUCAGCAGCAGCAGCAACAACAACAAAGACCGACAACCCUUCAUUAUGGCCAUUGCCAAGCAUCUUUGUGGGGCCGGCACUGAUUUGGCAUUGAAAGCUCUUUACCCGAUUCGAGAUCAGCUACAAGUUUGCCUCAUGGCAACCUGCUGCCACGGGGUAUGCACCUGGGAACAUUAUGUGGGACGAGAUUAUCUGGCAUCGGUCUUGCUGGCCGAAGAAAAGCUUCAGAACGACAAUACAGUGACGGCUAAAGAUGCAGACGUGCCACCUCUGCUGGAAUUUGGACCAGAGGAGUUUGAAAUGAUGCGACUCUGGAGCUCUGGAACCGUCAAGGAUGAUGGCACUUCUUCUGCUGACAACGGUAACAAUACCAAGCAACCAGCCAACAGCAUUGCUGAAGCCGACAAUGGCAAGCGAAAACGAAAGGGCACUGAGAUUGAAGAUGAGACACAUUGCGAUUCCUGCACUACAGACUCACAACUGGAAGGCAAGGUUACAAGUGUGGUUGACGUUGUCAAUAGUCUCCAGUUGUCCUGUGGUGUUCAAGGUCUUGGUAGAGCUUGCCAACGACUACUAGAUUAUGGACGAAAGCAGUACCUGGAGCAGGUCUUGUUUGCCGAGGAUCCGAAAGCGUACGUUGACCUCUGUUACUAUGUGCCGUCUAGCGUGACACCACAGAAUGCAGUUUUUAUGGCGUCGCGACAAGGCUACAAAGUGCUGGCUGAUCCAUUAUAG
Messenger RNA from Seminavis robusta, 1686 nucleotides. NCBI's taxonomy places the organism in Eukaryota, Bacillariophyta, Bacillariophyceae, Naviculales, Naviculaceae. The record is from the annotation of a GenBank genome assembly.